Messenger RNA from Myotis myotis, 2939 nucleotides. It is a transcript of the gene SUV39H2, whose product is annotated as suppressor of variegation 3-9 homolog 2. Gene Ontology annotation, cellular component: nucleus. Gene Ontology annotation, molecular function: zinc ion binding; histone H3K9 methyltransferase activity; protein binding. NCBI's taxonomy places the organism in Eukaryota, Metazoa, Chordata, Mammalia, Chiroptera, Vespertilionidae. Bases 164 to 1387 code for a protein of 407 amino acids. The record is from RefSeq and is a predicted model, not a curated record. The transcript is spliced from 6 exons.
GUCGCCCCUGCGGCCGGGGUCGGCCUCCGUUGACGUCAGCACGCCUCACGGGUUCCAGCCCCUCAGCCCGGCCCCCAACUACCGCGCGAGGCGGGCGGGGGCGGGUGCCGGCCAGUGGCGCUCUCCCGUCCGACCGCGCCAGUUUGAAUGAAAGCUCCUCAAGAUGGCGGCGGCCGAGGCGCGAGGAGCUUGGUGUGUGCCUUGCCUAGUUUCACUUGAUACUCUUCAGGAAGUAUGUAGAAAAGAAAAGCUCACAUGUAAAUCGAUUGGAAUCACCAAAAGGAAUCUAAACAAUUAUGAGGUGGAAUACUUGUGUGACUACAAGGUAGUAAAGGAUAUGGAAUAUUAUCUUGUAAAAUGGAAAGGAUGGCCAGAUUCUACAAAUACUUGGGAACCUUUGCAAAAUCUCAAGUGCCCGUUACUACUUCAGCAAUUCUCUAAUGACAAGCAUAAUUAUUUAUCUCAGGUAAAGAAAGGCAAAGCAAUAACUCUAGACAAUAACAAAGCUUUGAAACCUGCCAUUGCUGAAUACAUUGUAAAGAAGGCUAAACAAAGGAUAGCUCUGCAAAGAUGGCAAGAUGAACUCAACAGAAGAAAAAAUCAUACAGGAAUGAUUUUUGUUGAAAAUACUGUUGACUUAGAGGGCCCACCUUCAGACUUCUACUACAUUAAUGAAUACAAACCUACUCCUGGAAUCAGCUUAGUAAAUGAAGCUACCUUUGGUUGUUCAUGCACAGAUUGCUUCUUUGAGAAAUGUUGUCCUGCUGAAGCUGGAGUUCUUUUGGCUUAUAAUAAAAACCAGCAAAUUAAAAUCCCACCUGGUACCCCUAUUUAUGAAUGCAACUCAAGAUGCCAGUGUGGACCCGAUUGUCCCAAUAGGAUUGUACAGAAAGGCACACAGUAUUCACUUUGCAUCUUUCGAACUAGCAAUGGCUGUGGCUGGGGUGUAAAAACCCUUGUGAAGAUUAAAAGAAUGAGUUUUGUCAUGGAAUAUGUUGGAGAGGUAAUCACAAGUGAAGAAGCUGAAAGACGGGGGCAGUUAUAUGACAACAAAGGAAUCACAUAUCUCUUUGAUCUGGAUUAUGAAUCUGAUGAAUUCACAGUGGAUGCAGCUCGAUAUGGAAAUGUGUCUCAUUUUGUGAAUCACAGUUGUGACCCAAAUCUUCAGGUGUUCAAUGUUUUCAUUGAUAACCUCGAUACUCGUCUUCCCCGAAUAGCAUUAUUUUCCACGAGAACCAUAAAUGCUGGAGAAGAACUCACUUUUGAUUAUCAAAUGAAAGGUUCUGGAGAUAUAUCUUCAGACUCUAUUGACUACGGCCCAGCCAAAAAGAGAGUCAGAACUGUGUGCAAAUGUGGAGCUGUGACUUGCAGAGGUUACCUCAACUGAAUUUUCAGGAAAUAGAGCUGAGGAUAAAUGUAGUUUUGUUUUUUUCUAAUGUUAACAUUUUUAAAAAUAAAUAUUUGGGACUCUUUUCAUAUUAUGAAGAUGAUAUUCUAUGUUAAUUUACGAUUCCUGUUUCAAACUAUUGGCCAAAAUGCAUCAUUGAUGCUUCUGAAGAGAGGAACACAAGGCCACAUAGACCAAUUUGAAAUAUACCUAAUUAGUGGUUAGAUACCAAACAAGAAAGGAAAACUACUACAGGUCAGCAUAUACAUACUUAAGAAGUCUGUGUGAACAGAGAAAUGCCUUCUUCGGUGUUUAAGUGUUAAACUGAUAAUGUCACGAUCACUAAGAUCAAACAUUCAAUUUGCCAUAUACCUUGAAUUUAGAGAACUAGUAAAGUUCUAUUUUUGUUAUUAUGUUGUCAUUCUUGUUUACCUAUUUAUUACUAUAAAUAUUGUACUUGUAUUGGAGACAAAUAGGUGAGACUGAAUUAUACCCUGUUUUCUACUUCUUUCAUUAAAACAUAUCUUAAUGAUACUGAAAUUUAAGGUCUAAAAUUAAAUGUGAAAAAAUUACAGCUUUAUUUCAUAUUUUGAAGCAAUUUAGACCAUUAUUUGAAGGGUAUAUGUUUGAACCACAAUCCUAUAGAAUAAAAAUCUCCCAAAAGCUCUAAAAUUCUAGAAUAGUUGACCAUUAAUGCCUCUUGGAAAUGACACAGCACUGGGACCAGGAGGUUUUUGUUGGAGUAUCAGACACGGGAAAUGGGGUGCUUUCAGGGUCCUUUUCAAAGACAUGAAUUGGAGAUUCAUGUGAGUACUUCUGGUCCAAACAGUAAAACAAGAUACUCCUGAGAGCAGCUGUACUUAAUAUAACAUCAACAUACACUUUCUGAGUAUCAGGCUGUUUUGAACAUUUCCUUUCUACCAAAUUUAACUAUUUUUAUAUUUCCUGCAAGCUCUUCUUUAAAAGUAAUCUAUAUUUUGAACUGAUACCUAUUUUAUAUGUGAGUUUUUAAAAUGUGACAAAGCUAAACUUGGCUUGGCCAAAGUGUGUGCCUGAAUUAUGAGACCAUUUAUUACUUGAACUGUGAAGACUGAAAUGGAAUAUAUUCAUUGUUGGUUUUGUUUAUUUUCCUGAAUAGUAAAACCUCAAAACUAUGUUUUCAUCUCUUUCUGAUUCUGGGUUUUCUAAUCUGGGUUUUCUUUGUGAUUCUGGGUUUUCUAAUCAUGGUGUUCAACAUAAAAGUAAAGGCAGCAAAUAAGUCUAGCUCUCGGUAUUUCUAAGCUCAUUGCCCUAGGCUUUAAUGGCCUAAAAUAAGCUUUAGUAAAAUUGAACUGACUUCAAGAAUGCAGCAUUUCAAAUAUUUUUUUUUCAAAAAAUAUUUGUAUUUAAAAUAUCUUCUUAAUCCCUAACCUCUUUUUUGGGAGAAGCUACUUUUCAUUAUUAUAUUGUUAUUAUGACUUUGCUCUUUCAUAAUACAGGGUAAAUUGUUUACAUGUUUAGAACUUCAGAGUAUAUUUGCUAACCAAAAUUUGCAGAAGGUGUGAAAAAAAAA